CCCGGAGCGCAUCUGCGCCUGCGCCCCGCGCGCGAAGGGCAGGCGGACUGGGGGGACUGCAGGGACCCAGACUGGAUCAGUGAAAAAUCCAUGGUAGACAACAGCAAAAGGAGACAUGAAAAUCAUACAGCUGUUCUCUAGCCCGUCCCUGGCAGGAUCCUUUGCCCUAAGACACUGUAAUCCAUGGGUAGGCCCCAAUGGAACUAGAAGGGUAGGUCAAGGAAAGAACCUGGCAUUUCAGAGGAGCAUGUGGCAGCGGCUUGGAUGCCUGGGAUGGAAGCAGCAUUUCGAGGUGCUGAGACUAUUCAGUUCCUCCCUCCCCAAACUCAAUUCAAAUGACUGGACCCAGAAAAAAGUAAACAGCAGCUCUCCAGAGCUCAGUGAAUCAUCUUCUGUGUCCCAGCUAGACACAGAUGGAAAGGAGGAGGAAGACUUUGGGACCCUAUCUGACAAAUAUUCAUCCAGAAAAAUGUUCCGUAAAACCACAGCAGACUUUCACAACUUAAGGCUUCAAGAAUAUGAGAAUGAGGAUGAUGAGAUACUGCAGAAGCCUUGGAAGGGUCGGCGGAACACCCCCCAUUGGUAUUUCUUUCAAUGCAAGAGGCUGAUUAAGGAGGACAAGUUGGCCGAGGCCCUGGAUCUGUUCGAGAGGCAGAUGCUGAAGGAGGAACGUCUCCAGCCCAUUGAAUGUAACUAUACAGUGCUGAUUGGAGGCUGCGGUCGGGUAGGCUACCUGAAGAAAGCCUUUAGGCUCUACAAUGAUAUGAAGAAACGGGAUCUGGAGCCCACCGAUGCCACUUAUACAGCCCUUUUUAACGCCUGUGCCGAAUCACCAUGGAAGGACUCUGCCCUCCAGAGUGCCCUAAAGCUUCAGCAACAGCUCCGGGCCAAAAACAUCCAACUGAACUUGAUAUCCUAUCAUGCACUACUGAAAGCCUCUGCCCUCUGUGCUGAUACCAGGAUGUGUUUUGAGGUCUUCAAGGAAAUUGUACUUAAAGGUCAUGCCAUCACCAAAGAGACUUUCAAUUUCCUGCUCAUGGGCUGCAUACAAGACAAGAAGACAGGCUUCAGAUAUGCGUUGCAGGUUUGGAGAGAGAUGUUGAAAAUGGAGAUUGAGCCCGAUGUUCACAGUUACAAUCUGAUGCUGUGUGCAGCGCGGGACUGUGACCUCGGGGACCCUGUCGUGGCUUCAGAUUUGCUUCUGAGGAUUGACGAGAAGCCAGCCCUGCUCCCGCUGAAGGCAGACAAUCAGCACCUCGGGACAGAAACACAGGAACGCAAGGGCACCUCAGCCAAGCUGGAUGUGGACUCCCUGGAGAGGCAGCUCUUCCAGGCCCCUUCCAGGGAGGCCCUCCAGAAAGCCAGAGAGACCAAUGAGGUCCAGCCUGAGCCGGAAGAUGGCAGAGGACAACUUGAUUCCAAACCUGCUGAUUCCCUGCUCGUACUAAACCAAAGUCUGAGUAGGCCGGAGCCUGUGAAAGCUGAUUUGGCCCAGUUUUCAGAACCCGUUUGCCCUGUGCCAAACUUGCUGGAUCUCAGGGCAUCUCACCCGAAUGUGGUUUCUUUGGGGACUGUUGCUACUCCAGCUGACAGGUUGGCUUUAAUGGGUGACAUGGAAGGCUUCCUGAGGAAGAUGAAGGAGGACCACCUAGAACCCAACAUCAAAACUCUAACACUGUUGGCUGAGUUGGUCAAAUCAGACAGUCCAUCAGAGUCCACGCUGUUGGCUGUUCUGGAUGAGCACCAGGUGGAAGCUGAUGUUACAUUUUUCAACACAUUGGUGAGGAAGAAAAGCAAAUUAGGGGACCUGCAAGGGGCAAAGAAGCUGCUUCCCAUCUUGGCAAAGAAAGGAAUCAUCCCUAACAUGCAGACAUUUUGUAACUUGGCUAUAGGCUGCAUCGGGAAAAUACAUGGAUUGCAGCUGCUUGAAGACAUGAAGAAAUGCAGGAUGAUCCCCAAUGUCCACAUCUACAGCACCCUCAUCAAUAUAGCUGUGAAGAAGCUGGACUAUACAUAUCUCAUAAACAUCCUUCAGGACAUGAAGAAGAACAAGGUCCCAGUGAACGAAGUCAUAAUCCGACAACUGGAGUUUGCAGCUACGUAUCCUCCUACAUUUGACAGGUACAAAGAGAAGAAUUUCUACUUGGAAAAGAUCGAUGGUUUUCGGGCUUACUACAAGCAGUGGCUGAAAGUGAUGCCUGCAGAAAACACUCCCCAUCCCUGGGAGAAAUAUAGGACAAAACCCAAGAGUGACGAAGUUAGUGAAGAGAAGACUAAGGCAGCCAAAGGCCUGGGAGGCCGGGAAGAACAGACACUAUGAUCAUCUUCAGAGGAAUGAUGGUGUAGACCAACUUUGGGACAAUUGCCAAAACCUCGAAAUCCCAGAUUGUUAGAUGGCUAGUUAUCCACAAAGGAGACAUAAAGAAGUAGAAGCAGCAUGGGUUCAAGUGUCUGAUUACUGGCCAGAAUAUAACUGGGGUCUUAUUGCAUUAGCAGUACUACUGCAUUUUAGAGUGCUUUCAGUAGACUUUAUUACGUACCAGCUGGUUGUACCAACUUUUGUUUCCUGAGUUACUAGCCUUACAAAGUUGUUUUUUACCAGUUUUUGGAACAGUGCACCAAGAAAAUAAUGUCCAGAGGCAGCCAGGAUGUUGAUGGGCCUCAUGUUCAGAUAGAGAGAGUUAGAAUAUUUAGCAUGGAGACCCGGGUGGAGAAAACCAUGUGAUAUCAUCUCCAAGUAUUUGAAAGGAUGGCAUGUGGUUUUUGUUUUUUGGCUAGUGGCUUGCCCAGGGUCAUACAGCUAGGAA
This is a messenger RNA of Vombatus ursinus (common wombat), 2807 nucleotides long. It is a transcript of the gene PTCD1, whose product is annotated as pentatricopeptide repeat domain 1. The coding region runs from base 116 to 2320 and encodes 734 amino acids. Gene Ontology annotation, molecular function: protein binding; tRNA binding. The transcript is spliced from 9 exons. NCBI's taxonomy places the organism in Eukaryota, Metazoa, Chordata, Mammalia, Diprotodontia, Vombatidae. Gene Ontology annotation, biological process: tRNA 3'-end processing. Gene Ontology annotation, cellular component: mitochondrial matrix. The record is from RefSeq and is a predicted model, not a curated record.